AUGUUUAUUUACCUGAGUAAAAAGAUUGCCAUCCCGAACAACACCCGCCUGAACUGUAUCGCGUGGAACAAGGACCAAGGGUACGUGGCGGUGGGCGGUGAGGAUGGUUUGUUGAAGGUGUUGAAGCUGGAACAAGCCAGCAGUACGGCGGUAUCAGCCCAACCCGGAAAAGCGCUGCAGGCGAGCAAUCUUUCCAUGAACCAAACGCUGGAGGGCCAUAAAUCGGCCAUACAGGUGGUAACGUGGAACGAGUCCCAGCAGAAGCUGACUUCCUCCGACAAGGAUGGCGUUAUAAUGGUGUGGAUGCUCUACAAGGGCUCCUGGUACGAGGAGAUGACAAACGAUCGCAAAAAGUCAACCGUGAAGGGAAUGGCGUGGACAAGCGACGGGCAGAAGAUUUGCAUCGUGUACGAGGAUGGUACGGUGAUCGUCGGUUCGGUAGACGGCAACCGGAUCUGGGGCAAGGAGCUAAAGAAUGUCUCACUGACUGGUGUACAGUGGAGUCCGGAUGGUCGGUUUCUGUUGUUUAGUAUCAAGAACGGCGAAGUGCAUCUGUACGAUAAUCAGGGCAUCUUCGUGAUGAAGCUGCACGUACAGUGCGUGUAUUUGACGCCGGCCAAGAGUGUUACGGUGGUGGGACUGUGCUGGUUCCACAAAGGUACAUCACCAAGCCGGCCGGUGCUGGCGAUCUGUUACGAGAAUGGACGCAUGCAGUUGAUGCGGAAUGAGAAUGAUGAUGCACCGGUGGUGGUGGAUACGGGAUUGCAAGCGAUUUCCUGCAUGUGGAACCAUGACGGUACGAUUCUGGCCCUGUGUGGCAUGAAGACUAACCUGAACAGUGACAAGGAUAGCAGUCAGGUGUUGUUCUACACUCCAUACGGUGUGCACAUUCGGACGUUGAAAAUUCCGGGAAAAGAAAUUACAUGCCUCUCCUGGGAAGGCAAAUCGCUACGAAUAGCGCUGUCGGUGGAUUCGUUCAUUUACUUUGCUAACAUUCGGCCUGAUUAUAACUGGUGUUACUUCAACCGUACCGUUUGCUACCAGGAAGCGGCAGCGAACGGUAGUGGCGAGGAGGUGGAUACGGUUACAUUUUGGGACACAAACUCGAACCAGUGCGUCUAUGCGAAGCAGAUAGACGCGCUGAUGUCGAUGGCAGCAUCGGUAGAUCAUUGUGUGCUGGCCGUUGAGACGCGUAUGACCGGGAAGGAGUUUAGCAUCGUGAGCGAAGGCAAGGGAAAGGAUCUGAUGUACCAGUUGUUGGUGUGUAAUUCGAUCAGCACAACGGUUGAUUCGAAAUAUAUCGAUAUACGACCAGAGUUUAUUACGAUGAACACGUCCCACGUGAUCGUCGCCUCGAAGGAUCAUUUUCUGCUGUGGCAUUAUCAUACGCCGAAGGGCGCGUCAACGUUACAUGCUAACUUAAAAAUUAAACGAGAUCGCAAAUACCACAUUGACGAUACACCAGCCCUCGAGGUGCUGAACGAUCUCGAUUCGAAAACGGCCAACGAAAUCCCACCCAAAGUCGACCCAAGCCAGGAUCCAAUAUGCUGUGUAGCUUCCUCGGAGAAUCUGCUACUGAUUGGACGUGAAAGUGGGCUUAUUCAUGAGUACACACUACCCCACUUGGUACUGCGGAACCGUCAUUACUUGCAGGCACGCAGUUACAAACUCGCUAUCAAUUGCAACUCCACGCGGGCCGCCAUGAUCGAUUGCAACGGUGUACUGACGACAUUAACACUUCGUGACGAUACGAGCGAAUCGGAGCCAGCCUCCACGACACCGCACAUUGAGCGGAAAGAUGUGUGGGCUAUCUGUUGGGCACGCGAUAACCCACAACUGCUGGCAAUAAUGGAGAAAACGCGCAUGUACAUCUUGCGUGGUGCCGACCCGGAAGAACCGAUCACUUGCUCUGGAUACAUCUGUAACUUCGAGGAGCUUGAAAUUACGGGUGUGUUGCUGGACGACAUCGUGAAGGGGGGCGCGACACCGAACGUAAAGGAACACUUGCUGCAGCUACGAGUGAAGUCACUACGGGACACCGAGGAUCUACUCGCACAUGUCGGCAUUGCAGAAGCGAAGCAAUUCAUUGAGGAUAACGCACAUCCACGCUUGUGGCGCCUUCUGGCGGAAGCAUCACUGAAAAAGCUUGAUCUCGAAACGGCCGAAGCAGCAUUCGUACGGUGCAGCAACUAUCCGGGCAUUCAGCUGAUCAAGCGACUGAAGACGAUUCAGCUGGAGGCACUGCAACGGGCAGAGAUCUGUGCAUUCUUUGGGGAGUUCGACGAAGCGGAGAAACUGUACAUGGACGUAGAUAGGCGCGACUGUGCGAUCCGACUGCGGCAAACACUGUGUGAUUGGUUUCGCACGGUGCAGCUGUACCGGCUCGGGCCGGGAAUCUCCGACCAGCAGAUGGAGAACGCGUGGCGUGAGAUCGGACACCACUACAUGAGUAUGCGUGCGUGGGACAAUGCGAAGGAGUACUACGAGAAGGCCCAUCACACGGAAGGGCUGAUGGAUGCGCUGUACGCGUUGGAGCAGUACGAUGAGCUGGUGGGGUGUAUGCAUCGACUGCCGGAGAAGAGCCCACAGCUGGCAAAGCUCGGACAGCAGCUGGCCACGGUUGGGAUGUGUGAGCAGUCGGUAGCUGCCUACCUGAAGCUUGGUGACGUCAAGUCGGCCGUUUCAACGUGCAUUAGCCUGCGGCAGUGGGGUCUCGCGGUGGAACUGGCACAGAAGUACCGUAUGCCGCAGAUCAACACGCUGUUAAGCAAGCAUGCGGCCCAACUGCUCCAGGAGGGCAAGCUACCGGAAGCGAUCGAAUUGCAGCGCAAAGCGGGAAGAUAUCUGGACGCAGCCCGUCUGCUCGUGAAGAUGGCCGAAGCGGAAGCAGAGAAACGAUCGGACUACGUGCGGAUAAAGCAGUUGUAUGUACUCUCUGGGCUACUGGCCGAAGAGCACGUAGAAAAGCAACUGACUGUACAAGCGGCAGGAAGCAGAGCGAUAGUCUUGUCCCAGCUGAGUCCCGAAGAUGCGGUACUGAUUGAGCAAAUCUGGCAUAACGCGGAGGCGUAUCAUUACAUGCUGUUGGCACAGCGUCAGCUCAGGACAGGCUUGUUGCAUAGUGCCGUCGUAACAGCGCUUCGGCUACGCGACUACGAGGAUGUGUUGGAGGUGGAGUCACUGUACGCACUGCUCGCCCUAGCCAGCUGUGCUGAUCGGUCGUUCGGUACGUGCUCGAAGGCCUUCAUCAAGCUGGAAUCGAUUGAGACGAUCUCGGAAGCUCGGCGCCAACAGUACGAGGAGUUGGCGAUUGAGAUUUUCUCCCGGUACGAGCCACAGGAUGGAAAGAUGAAACACAUCAGUUGUUUUACCUGCGAGACACCGGUCGCCGAUUGUAGUACGCUCUGUCCGAGCUGCGGUAGUCGGUUUCCACCAUGUGUAGCAUCUGGACAACCGCUGACAAACCCUACCGGCGCAUGGCAGUGUACCGGGUGCUAUCAUCUGGCGAGCCCGCUAGAGAUCAGUACCCGCAAGACGUGUCCGCUGUGUCAUCGAGCAAUAGCCCCAACAAAGGGAGCGAUCGAGAUAUAA
Messenger RNA from Anopheles marshallii, 3591 nucleotides. RefSeq names its product WD repeat-containing protein 35 (gene Oseg4). The transcript has 6 exons. Lineage: Eukaryota; Metazoa; Arthropoda; Insecta; Diptera; Culicidae. Gene Ontology annotation, cellular component: non-motile cilium; intraciliary transport particle A. Gene Ontology annotation, biological process: intraciliary retrograde transport; non-motile cilium assembly; protein localization to cilium. The coding region runs from base 1 to 3591 and encodes 1196 amino acids. Gene Ontology annotation, molecular function: protein binding. The record is from RefSeq and is a predicted model, not a curated record.